Messenger RNA from Limanda limanda (common dab), 1032 nucleotides. It is a transcript of the gene opcml, whose product is annotated as opioid binding protein/cell adhesion molecule-like. The coding region runs from base 1 to 1032 and encodes 343 amino acids. Gene Ontology annotation, cellular component: neuron projection. Lineage: Eukaryota; Metazoa; Chordata; Actinopteri; Pleuronectiformes; Pleuronectidae. The transcript has 7 exons. The record is from RefSeq and is a predicted model, not a curated record.
AUGGGAAUUUGUGGCCAUUUGGCGGUGCCCGGAAAAAGCCUUGUGGUCCUCGGACUUAAAUUGUUAUUCCUUGUACCUGCAGGAGUUCCAGCCAGGAGCGGGGAUUCUGUAUUAAAGGACAACAUCACCGUCAGACAGGGGGACAGCGCCGUCUUAAAAUGCAACGUGGACAGUAAAGUAUCCCGAGUGGCAUGGCUCAAUCGAACCACCAUUCUGUUCGCAGGAACUGAGAAGUGGUCCCUGGACCCCCGCGUCAUCCUGAUGGAAAACACAGCCGUCACAGAGUACAGCAUCAAGAUCCAAAAUGUUGACAUCCACGACGAGGGGCCCUACGUCUGCUCCAUCCUCACAAACAAGAAACCAAAAUCCACAAAAGUGCAUCUCAUCGUUCAAGUACCCGCCAGGAUCACCAACAUAUCAAAGGACAUCACAGUGAACGAGGGCAGCAACGUUAAUCUCAUGUGUCUGGCGGUGGGUCGACCUGAGGCCAACAUCAUAUGGAAGCACCAUUCACCAAGAGGCACCCAUGCAUUUGUGACGGAGGAAGAAAACCUUGAGCUGACAACCAUCACCAAAGAGCAGUCAGGGACAUAUGAGUGUAUCGCUUCGAAUGACAUCUCGAGCCCCGAUGUCAGGACUGUGCAAGUCACCGUCAACUAUCCGCCCUUCAUUUCUAACUCGAGGAGUACAGGUACUCCAGUUGGACAGAAAGGAGUCCUGCAGUGUGAAGCCUCUGCGGUCCCGAGAGCCGAUUUUGAGUGGUACAAAGAAGACCGCAGGCUCUUCCAUGGCCUAAAUGGGGUUAAGAUUGAGAAUCAAGGUAAACAGUCAAUGCUCGUCUUUUUCAACGUCUCAGAAGAGGACUAUGGAAACUACACCUGCGUUGCCAUGAACACCAUGGGAAUCACUAAUGCAAGCAUAAUCCUUUAUGGUCCCAGUGCAAUCCAUGAUGUGAACGGUGCUGCAGUGUUGCCCGGUCGCUCCGUUUGCCUCCUGCUGACUGUCACCUUACUCCACCUGCUGAAGUUCUGA